AUGCUCAACAAGGAGCUCAGUCAUUUUGCUGAAUCCUCGAAAUCCGGCACUCAAGUCUCUAAAUUCUUAAUUACUACCUAUAUGGACAAAGAUGACGACGAUCCUACGAUUGAAAUCGAAGUGCCUGGAGAGGGACCAUCAACAUCGUCUCCACAGCUUUCGAUGGGUCUUCUAAAGAAGGCGCAGACGGCGGCUAUGAACCGAAUUUCUGGCGUUCGAAAGCUGAGAGCGCCUUCUCACGAAGGUCAUCUACCUGAAUAUGGAGUGCCUUGUGCCAAAGAGGUCGCCGUCUACAUGCAACAGCUUAACGAUUGGGGACCGGAUGUUUUCAAGAUCGACGAACUUUCCAAGAACCACGCCCUUACCACUAUCACCUAUGCGCUGUUCCGAGAACGAGGUCUUAUCAAGGCGUUUGAAAUCCCAUCGUCUGUGUUCGUCACGUAUCUUCUGAACCUUGAACACCAUUAUCGAUCAAAUCCUUAUCACAAUCACAUUCAUGCCGCCGACGUUGCUCAGUCAAUGCAUGUAUUGCUCACUUCUCCCGUGCUCACCGAAGUUUUCUCUGAUCUCGAAGUAAUGGCGGCAAUAUUCGCUGGUGCCAUACAUGACGUCGACCAUCCGGGCUUCACCAAUCAGUACCUUAUCAACUCUAAGUGA
Cooperia oncophora is the source of this 657-nucleotide messenger RNA. NCBI's taxonomy places the organism in Eukaryota, Metazoa, Nematoda, Chromadorea, Rhabditida, Trichostrongylidae. The record is from the annotation of a GenBank genome assembly.